UGAAUUCCAGACGAAUUUGGUGCCUUACCCCAGGAUCCACUUCAUGUUGACCUCCUAUGCGCCGGUGAUCAGUGCCGAGAAGGCCUACCAUGAGCAGCUCUCAGUGGCGGAGAUCACCAUGUCCGUCUUCGAGCCGGCCUCGAUGAUGGUGAAGUGCGACCCUCGCCAUGGGAAGUACAUGGCCUGCUGCAUGAUGUACCGAGGCGACGUGGUGCCAAAGGACGUCAAUGCGGCUGUGGCUACGAUCAAGACCAAGCGCACCAUCCAGUUCGUUGACUGGUGCCCCACGGGCUUCAAGUGCGGCAUCAACUACCAGCCACCCACUGUGGUGCC
Messenger RNA from Durusdinium trenchii, 333 nucleotides. The record is from the annotation of a GenBank genome assembly. NCBI's taxonomy places the organism in Eukaryota, Dinophyceae, Suessiales, Symbiodiniaceae.